CUGGGCGGCGGGGAGGCCGCGCGAGAGCAGCGCGUGGCGGGCGUUUCGAGCCGUUGGCGCCCUAACGGCCGGCGGCCCCGCCCCCCUCCGCGCGGGGCUCGGGCCCGGCUCCCUCUCCCUGGGGCGGGGACGCUGCCGACGCGCUUCCUCGGUCUUCCCGCCAUUUUCUGCGUCUUUCCCCCUCCCCUUCGAGCAGUGGCUGAGGCAGAGCGCUGUGACUCUUUUUGUUAAAAUACAGAAUAUUCAUUUAAAAUGACAAAAAAAUUACAACUGGAAUAAUACCCCAGAUUUUUUCAUGUAUUUGGAUCUUUUCUGCUUACAAAAAAUAUUUUAACCAUGAGCUGUGGAAAUGAUUUUGUGGAAACUCUUAAGAAAAUUGGAUAUCCAAAAGUUGAUGAGCUUAAUGGAGAAGAUUUUGAUUGGCUGUUUGAGUCUUUGGAAGACAAUUCAUUUCUGGAGUGGUUUUGUGGAAAUGUAAAUGAACAGCAUGUGGUAUCUGAAAAAGAACUGCAAGAUUUUGAUAAUCUUCUUCAGUCUGGUAAGCCCAUUUUGGAAGGAAAUGCACUGGAUGAAGUCCUUAAAACCUUGAAGCCCAUGGAUUCAAAGAACAGUAGCCAAGAGGAGAAGGAGGAACUGAAGAAAUUAGAGGAUGAGCUUCAAACUCUUCAGAAGUUAAAAAAACUUCAAAUUCAUCGGCAUAAUAAGCUUCAAAUGAUGGUUUCUGCAAACAGCCAUAUGUUACAAACAUUAAAAAGCAGAGAGGAAGGAGCACAUAAAGAUUUGAAAGAAGGACUGGAAGUGUUUACUGCAGCAAACACUAAGCUUAAUAAUGAACUGCUGUCUCUUACGGAUGCAGCUAAGAAAUUGGCCUCUUUCUUCACUGCUUCAGAUUCAGAACAAGGGCCAGACCUACAUCCAGUGUUUUUUUCCCAACUUUCUUUGGACAAGUAUUUGUCUCAGGAAGAACAAAGCACUGCAGCACUUACCUCAUACAUAAAACAUUUUUAUCAAGGUAUGUCUGAAUGGGUUGAAAAUUCACAUGAAGGCAGCUUUCAGCUUGCAGAUAUAAGCAAGGAAGUUGCUUGUGACAAGACUAAUGAAGUUUGCGAAGAUAGUCGAGAGAUGGCCAGGCUCCAGACAGCAUAUAUUUGUGCUCAACAUCAGCUAAUUCAGAUGCAAGCUAAAGAGGAGAGCGUGAAUUCGGCUAUAAAAUGUGCGGAGAGCAUGCUGCAGUCCUUAGACAUCAAGGAUAUUGGAAAACAAGAAAACCUCGAUGCUAAAAUAUCUAGUUUAAAUUAUGAAAUUUCAACAAUUAAACAAGAUAUAACUCAGAUAAACAAUGAAGAGCUCCUUCCCCUUCUGAAAGAGAAUGCACGACUUUUGAGUGCGCCAGUGGUGAAAGCGUACCUGGAUCAUCAGAUUGCUCAGCAGGACCAUUAUGCUUCAAGACAAGAUGAAAUAUGCAGGCAUUUGGUAAGGCAGAAAGCAUCAUUUGAACUUAUUGAGCUAGCCCAUGAAAUGGAGUUGAAGAAACAUAAGGAGAUCUGCUGUCGACUUGAGAAUUUGGUAGAAUCUCUGAAACAGAGCAAUAAUGAGUUGCAACAGAGACUACAGGUGAUAACUGAGCGAACUCAACAUGCGAAGCCAAGAAACAUUAUUAGUUCAAAAGAUGGUUUCUCUUGCAGGCUAUAUCAGCUUCUGGAAGGAGAAAAUAAAAAACAACAAUUGUUUAAAACAUACGAAAGCCUGGAGCAGAUGGCUCAGAAGUUAAAGCAGGACUGUGCUACAGUACAAGAUCAAAUAGCAGCAUCUUCUCAAGAACAGUCUCUCCUUUUGUCCAAGCUAAAAAGUGAUGUAGAUAGCCUUCAUGAUGUUCUGUAUUGUGGAGGAACUCAAAUGCAGCUCAGUAGUCGGGAACUUACUGAGCAGUUUCAUCAACUGGAAGUUGAUUUAAAUAAACUAAAUCAACUCCUUAUGGAUUUGAUUGCUGAUGUGAAGUCAAAGAGAAACUUUUUAGAGUCCAAUAAGCUGCAUCAGAUGGAAAGAAACUUGUAUGUGUAUUUUUUCAAAGAUGAAGACCGCUUGAAAGAGAUGGUGGAAGAGCUUGAGCAGCAGUCUGAAGCUAAAGCUAGUGGUCUGGAAGAUUCGAAUUUCACCACCAGUGGAGUUCUUAAUGUUUAAACUUCAGUGUACUUUUAAGAAAGGAAAGCAUGUUAAUGUAAACUGUCUACAGGUUUAUGGAAUGAUAAGUAUUAGCUUAUCAAGGCUAACAUUUAUCUAUCAUUGCAAUGUUAUAUUUAGCUGCCACGAUUACCAAGUUUGGAUUGUAUGCUGUUUUAUGGCUUUUGGCGUCUGCCCGGCAAGUUCAAAUCUCAGUUUUGUCAAAGUUCUUUGAUAUGAAGUGAUAUGUUGGUUAUUUGAAUGAAUUACGUUCAGGCUGCUCUUCUGCUAGCCCGUAUGUUGAUUUCCACUGCACACAGCAUAGCACGAAAAGGAACAUUUCCUACCCUUGAGAUAAGUUUUCUUGCAUGCUAAGAACCUUUGAUACGUGAACUGAAAAAUAAAUGUGGAGAAGGCAUUCCAGAUUUUGGAACAUGAAUGUAAUGUGUUCCUUCUGAAGAGGAGAGUUCUCCAAGGCAGAUAUUCCGUGAUUGUUUCCCUUAGAGUUCUCCAAAGAAGAUUUGGUUUUGUUAAAAAUGUGUUGGAAUAUGUACCAGAAUCUGUCUCAAGUACGAAGACCAUCUGUUUUAAGACCAUUCUGGUAUCUCUUAAUUUAACUUACAGCCUAUCUUCUCUGUUGAAACCAGUCUAUACUUACACUGCGCUCUUCAAAGAAAAAGAAUUUUAAAUUUACUGUUUGGACUUCUGAGUUUGCUCUAUAAUUUAUAAUGAUAGGCAUUUCAAUUCAGAGUCCUGAUGCUUUCAUACUUCUGCUUUCAUAUCUAUUGUUAGACAGUUUAUCAAAUUUUUAUAUAGCUUCCUAAUGCACCAAUGGAACUAAAUAGGCUUUUAUAGUAUGAUAACGUCCAGUCUUUUAUAUUUUGAUGGGAUCAUCUGUGCUUCCUUUCAAGCAUUGUACAUAUUGAUGAAGGUUAAUAAAUUAGCUUUAACUUCAGUAACAGUAGUGUUAAAACUUUUAAUGGCAGACUUUUAACUGAUGUGAGUAUAACUUAUUUUUAAAUGUUUAAAUUUUUUUUAACUUACUGGUUGGAUGUCUUUAUAUCUGGAUUUCAUGCUGCUUAACUCUAUACUUUGUGUUUAUUAUUAAAUGCCAAACACUGUAAAUUCAGUUCAGUGUUGUCAGUAUUUAUGGUGAAUCUGUGUGUUGGUUUUGGGUGUAUUCUCAUGCAUAGUGUCUUGUUUAUAUUUAGUCUGCUAGGUUCUCAUUUUGAUAUGCCCCUGAGGCUUUAAGGCUGCUUCUUCCCACCUUGAGAAGUCAGGGAGUGUUUUUGCCCUGUGUAGGAAAGAAGUGUUAAUCUUAAUUAUAAAAGUUAGGAGGAGUUGUGCAUGGAGAAAGAUUAUACUUCUGACUCCUGGAAUAUCAGGGAGAAGAAAGCCAUUCUGCCUCUCUCUCCCUUUUGCAUGCUUACUAUAGAAUUUGAGCUAGAUAGGUAUAGCCAAUACUAAUGCAGCCUGAUGGAUGUUCCUCUUUGAAUCUGGACAAAAAUUUUUGUACUUGUAAGUAUUCAAACUUGCAAUCUGGCUAUGGUCUUGAGCUAAGAAAAAUAUUUCCAUCUAAGCGGAGGAAAUGAGUUUAACCAUCAAGCAAACAAUGACUUGAAAGUCUACUCGUGCACUGGAUUUAGUGGAAGAAGACCAGAGUAACAGGACUCCAGUUAUUACCUUACAUAGGAAUAAUUUACUUAACACCAGUUUUUGAUAGAGCAAUUGACUUGUACAGCUUGAAUCCUUUUAAGUGUUUUGAAAAUGUUGGUUAUUUAUCUUGUGUUUGUGGUAAGUUUUAUGCAUUGUUCUGGUCUCACAACAUAAAGUCAACAAAGGCAUCAGUAUGGACACUGUUGUUUAUAAUUCUCCCAUAUGCAUUGUAUCUAGGGGUUCCCCAAGUAUUUUGUACGUAUUAUAGAAUAUGGCUACAGGUCAACUGGAAAAGCAUCUGCUUUUCAAAAAAGGAUAAAAUUUAGAACAGCAAUAGGUGCAGUCAAAGCUUGUUGAGACUUUAGAUGUUGCUGACCUGUUUCUUAAAUUGACAAACUAUACUAACUAUUUUAAUGUUAUUAGUAUUUAAUAGUACUUGAGUACAUCAAUUAUACAAAGUUUAAGGAGUAAAGGUCUUUUAUGAUAUGUAUUUUCUGAAACAGCACAUCACUAAUGUUUGUAUAUCAUGAUAGUAAUACUUGUUUCUUUCAUCUUUUGUUGGCACUAUUUUGGUAGUUACUUGAAAGGGUUUUUUCUUGAUAAAAUCUGAGCACCAAUAACAGUAAAUGUAUGCAUAUGCUAGAUAUAGCCUAGUUUAAAGAUGUUGAGGGAGGGAGUAUUUCAGACAUAAAGGAUAAUUCUUGUUUUAUUUGUCAGAUUUUUUAUUAGAAGUCAGCUUUACUUAGUAGGACUGCUUAAUUUUUUAUUAGUGUAUUAAAACGCUAUUUCAAAGAAGUUUCACUUAGUGGGUUUUGUAAAUUACUACAAUUCGCUAAUUUUUAUUUACAAUACUUUGAUAGGCAUGUCAGGAAGGAAAUGUAAUUUUCUGUCCAGAAUGAAUGGCUCAACAUGUUCACUAUAUUUUGUCUUUAAUUUCAACAGAAUCUAAGUGCCGAUUGUUCUGUGGCUCUGAUAUGCACAAUUCGUGUGUGUUCUUUGUUUAGGUUUAAUCUUAAAAAUGGAACGGUACACACCAUACAUAGGAUGUGAGGCUUCUAAAGUACCUUUAUCUGAUAUCGCUCAAAGGAUUAUGACAGCUUUGCAGUCUAUUCCUGUAGAAGUUCAGACUAGCAGAAAGAAUUACCAGAGUGAGUAAAUCUUAGCAUAUUUAAGUGUUUCUAUUUUCAGUUGAAAAACUGAAACCCAAACAAACAAAGCAAUAUCAAACCUCUAGUCCUUCUUUAAAAAGAAAAAAAAGAUGAGAGUUUAGGUUUCCAGGUUUAGAAAAGGAAUUAAGCUGUAACUCUGACAUUUGCUGGGACUUUUCAGAUUAAAUAACGCUAUGUGAGUGCAAGGAACUAGGAUAUUACCAGUACCCUCAAUUUCAUUGCGUUUUUUUUUUUUAAUUUCCUGUUCCUGCUGUGUAGUAUAGAAGUAGAUGAGAAUUUCGAACUAAUUAACUAAUACUGUAAAUUAAAUGUAUAUGUUAACUUGACUCUGGACUGGUUAUUUAAAGAUCACUAGAGGUACUGGGAAUUUGCCAGAAGGCCUGUGAACUCUCCAGACUCAAGUCUGUCCUUUAAACACAUGUUCAUUAGCAACUCACUCCUUGUGAAAUUCUAGGGGGAAAAGUGAAAAGUCCCAGUGGUAGAGCAAAUUAGGUAAUGUUAAAAGUGCCUCAGCAGAUCUUUGACUGUUGAGCAAAUCUUAACUCAGAAUGUUGUGGAUACCAGGGAGGUUUUGCAAGAUGGAAUUUUUAUUAUUAAUUCUGUGCAUUUCAUAGUUUGCCAGUCUUGUAGCUCUGUAAAGAAGCAGAUAAUGGAGUUUUGCUCAAUUUCAGUUGUCUGUUUUUUCCCUGAGAACUAGAUCCUGGAACAUUAUCUGGUUGAUGCGAUUGAAAUCUAGCAUUUGUUCUUGUGUGCAUGGUGUUUGUUGCAGCCUCAGUUUUAUGUAAAUAACAGUUCAGGCUCUUCUUUCAGUAGUAACGUAUUGGAUCAAUGGAGCCUUAUGGUGUAGCCGUGAAAAGGGUAGUAGUUGAUUGCUGUGUAAAUCAGUGAUUCACAUUUGAAGAAAUACAGGAUGGGUUCAUUCUAAAAUGGUACAUUUGGACCAAACCCCAGAUUAUUUUAAAUAAAAUCAGAUCUCUUUUCUGCCUCAGUUUAAUUGCCAUUCUACUUCUCUUGCUACCUUGUCAUUUUCCCUUCCUUAAUUUUCCUGUGUAAUGUCUUUUGUCUUAGACUGGGGAACUCUGUACUGUGCAAUAUAUGUAUCAUGUUAUGUUGUCCACUCUUGAUCCAUUCACUCUCUGUCAAGCUGUAAAAUUACAGAUUCUCUUUUUUUUAAAAACACCAUGAAGUUACCUGGUAUCUUUAGCCAAAUGACCUUGCUGUCAUCUUUGUAGUGCUGCUAAAUCCUUAUUCACUGGGGAGUGAAAGAGCAGUAUAAGCAUUAGUGGUGGCAGGUCACAUGACUCGCUUUUCUUGCUCUUGUUUUCCAUGUAGUAAUUACUUACAAUUGUUUCUAGUGUACAGGCUUAAGAACAAAUUUAUUUGAAUUGCUUUUAGGAAAUUGCUGGUAUAUAUAGCCUUAGCUGGUUAGGGUGGAUCUGCAGAGAAGAAAAAGUUUGCCUCCCUUAAAAAAAACAAACCCCAAACCUGCCAUGUUAGUCUGUUUCAAACUGUAUUGAACUUACUUUAGUGAUAGAACUCUAAAGAUUAAAUUGUACUUAAUGGAAAAACUGUUUGUCUUUAGAAGGUAAAUACUGGGUUCAAACAGGACAAAUAUCUGUGAUGUUGAACUAGUGGGUGAAAUUCUGUGGUUAUCCUGGCAGCAGAACUUGUAAUGGUUCUAUCUAGCCUUAAGGAGUUUGAAGGCAAGGAUGGGUUUCUACUGCCAUCUGGUGAUACUUUUUCAUAAACCAGCAAUUUGAGAUUGCAUAGCUCUUUACAUAGCUGUCAUACCGAAUACUGUGUGCUGAAGGAGAGAAAUGUAAUGCUCAUCAUCAUCUCUGAAGGGUGAAUUUGUCAAGAAAAAGUAUCUAUCUGUGAAACAAUUAAAAGCACUGAAUGUAAA
This is a messenger RNA of Harpia harpyja (harpy eagle), 6888 nucleotides long. RefSeq names its product HAUS augmin like complex subunit 3 (gene HAUS3). The record is from RefSeq and is a predicted model, not a curated record. Bases 337 to 2181 code for a protein of 614 amino acids. Gene Ontology annotation, biological process: centrosome cycle; spindle assembly. Gene Ontology annotation, cellular component: mitotic spindle; HAUS complex; centrosome. The transcript has 5 exons. NCBI's taxonomy places the organism in Eukaryota, Metazoa, Chordata, Aves, Accipitriformes, Accipitridae.